AUGCUAGACAACAAACAAAAACAUAGUCGAUACAAAACUUCCAUAAAAAAUUCCCAUGACACCAUGAAGGCCUGUGAAGUUCAGCACAUGAUCGACACAAUCAUCCGUCAGAAAAUACAAACAACGAAAACCAUUCGUACACUAAAACGCAACAUUAGAGCAGCCAAAGCUAUGCAAGAAACUCUAGCAAAAACAUUAACGGAAAGACCACACUUUCUCAACUAUGCAAUCUCAACACAAAUAUUGGACACCAAAGACGCUUUCAACACAAAAGCAAGUAGCAUAGUUGCAACAUUGGAGGAAGAGAUUAAUGAAAUCAUCACCAUGCUAAACAAAGUCCCAGACAAUCUUCCAGCUAACUAA
This is a messenger RNA of Lactuca saligna, 363 nucleotides long. NCBI's taxonomy places the organism in Eukaryota, Viridiplantae, Streptophyta, Magnoliopsida, Asterales, Asteraceae. The record is from the annotation of a GenBank genome assembly.